AAUGAAUCAGUAUUUAGCUACUCAUGACUCAAGUCUAAACACAUCUUUAUCAAAAUAAAAGUACACGUUUCCAAAAGCCUAAAGACAACCUAUUUAAAAUAAAUCUGCGUAUUAAUUUUUCUAACAUUAAUUAGAACUAAUGAAUUAAGUUACAAAUUGCCUUAAUCCUUAGGUACUAGAUAGGCUGGAAUUGGAUAUGGACUCAAGUACAUUUACUUUAAAUAUUUAGACAUGAUUUUUCAAAAGAUGCAAAACCAGUACCAGGUCCUAAUCUUUAUGAUAUUUAAUCGUUUGUUGAAAAUAAUCUCGACAAAAAAAAAGGACCUACUUUUGCUUAUAGUAGAGAAUAAAUGAAAGCGCAUGGAAUGUGGGGUUCUUUGAAUUAAAUUUCUCCUGGUCCUGCUAGAUAUGAAUCAACAAAUUCACUUAUUGAUUCAAAAUUUACUAUUGGACUUAAAUCAGGAUCUUUAAAAUAAUUUACCACCCCUGGUUUUAAAAAUAAAAAUUAUUCUUAGGACCUGGAGCUUAUGAAGCAAUAUAAAUUACUAAUUAAAGAGGAAACUAAUUUAUCUCUAAAUUCAGAAGUUCUGGUGCUGCCAUCAUAGGCAAAGAUUAAGACAGAUUUAAAACCUUAUAAAGUUUAUAAAUUAUUUAAUUAUAGCUUAAAUUAAUUUUCCUGAACCUGCUAGCUAUGAUAUCUCGAAUACAGGAAUUACUGGAACAGGAUUCUGUCCUAAAAAUGGAUUUAAAUCUUCAGUGUAAAAUUCUUUCCCAAAAGCAAUAAGAAAAGGACCAUUCGAUUUAGGAGCUAAAAGUCCUGGCCCUGGAUCCUAUAAAGCAUAUUCAGAAUUUGAGUGAUUUUAAUCUAAACAC
Molecule: messenger RNA, 873 nt
Organism: Paramecium sonneborni
Lineage: Eukaryota; Ciliophora; Oligohymenophorea; Peniculida; Parameciidae
Source: the annotation of a GenBank genome assembly